Brenthis ino (lesser marbled fritillary) is the source of this 1233-nucleotide messenger RNA. NCBI's taxonomy places the organism in Eukaryota, Metazoa, Arthropoda, Insecta, Lepidoptera, Nymphalidae. The record is from the annotation of a GenBank genome assembly.
AUGAAGCUUGAAGAUAAUGAAGUGUGGUGGCAGUGGCUCGUGUCCUUUAAUGAUAUACGGCCUCUAUGGAAUGCGCAACCUUCCUAUUUGAUAUCCCAAGCACUAUAUAUGCUAGCUGGUGUAGCUACACUGUUUCAUGCUUUUAAUAAAGGAGGAAGAUGGCCAUACUUCUGGUUGGGCACAGUGCUGCAUGGUAUCUACGCGGAUAAUUUUUGGCAUUUUGUACUACCAGAGUUCGACAAUUUUUGGCAUUCCCAAACUCCCAUCAUACUUCUUGGGGCUCGAUUACCACUCCAUAUAGUACUUUUAUAUCCGGCUUUUAUUUACCAAGCGGCAUACGCCGUCUACAGGCUAAGAUUACCAAGAUAUGCUCAGCCUUUUGCAGUGGGUUUGUUAACGUUUCUUAUAGACAUUCCCUAUGAUAUAGUGGCCGUGAAAUUCGUCCACUGGACGUGGCAUGAUACCGAUCCUAAUAUUUAUGACCGUCAUUAUUGGGUGCCAUGGAACUCUUAUUAUUUCCAUAUGACAUUUGCUGCGAGUUUUUACUUCUUUUUCGACGUGAGUAGAAGAUGGAUGGCACCUGAUGUUGAACAAUGGACUUCGGCUAAAAAAGGAGUUGAGUGGAAAUCCCUUCUGAUAGCUACAGCAUUGGGUAUGCCCGGAGGUGUUCUGUUAUUUAUUCCAAUUUACCACCCCCUGCAUGAUGUAUUUAAUAUUCACACUGAAGUCACUGUCAUUGUUUUAUUCACUAUCUUCUCUGCUAUUGUAUUUUUGGGUAUUUUAAGCCCACGUGAGAAAAAAACAGAAAAGUUGACAUCGAUGGAUUACGUAUUGUUAAUUCAAUUGUGCGCCCACUAUCUCCUAUAUUGGACUUACGUAGUUUUCCUGGAUCCUUCAAAAGAAUGGUCUGUAGGUCUCCAUGAGCCAGUAGGCCCUUGUGAUGAACAAGCUUCACUAACAACGCCUUUUGGACAGACCCUGUAUAAACGUAAAUAUCUCUGUGCGCAAAACUAUGACGAAGGCUAUUUCAAUUUCCACUGUGUAAAUAACAAGCUGCCGCCACAUGGCUCCUCUUGGUAUACUAUAUGUGGUACUCCAUUUGAAAAUCGUAUGGAGUAUAUAGUAGUCUUGUCAACAAUCCUCUUGACGGCAGGCGGAGUUUUCUAUGGUAUUUAUUUCAAGGAUCGUGAUGAAUCACCCGCUAAUCCAUCUCCUAAAAAGUUGAAAAAGAAA